Messenger RNA from Penicillium macrosclerotiorum, 1548 nucleotides. RefSeq names its product cation diffusion facilitator family transporter. The transcript is spliced from 4 exons. Bases 1 to 1548 code for a protein of 515 amino acids. Gene Ontology annotation, cellular component: membrane. The record is from RefSeq and is a predicted model, not a curated record. Gene Ontology annotation, biological process: monoatomic cation transport; transmembrane transport. Gene Ontology annotation, molecular function: monoatomic cation transmembrane transporter activity. NCBI's taxonomy places the organism in Eukaryota, Fungi, Ascomycota, Eurotiomycetes, Eurotiales, Aspergillaceae.
AUGGCGUCACAUCCACUGCCAUUAACUUCCCCUCCUGGUUCCCCACGGCUGCUGCCCCGUCGGCCCAGCCUGGAGCCAGAACGGGAGAUUCUCUCGACCAGAGGCCAACGCAUCUUGUCUCUCCUGCCCAGCCGCGCCUCCAGUGUGGCCUUGUGCGAUGAAGAGACGAAUCUAGAGCCUCCGACAUUUCUGCGCCGUGGUUCUCUGUUAAUUGGACAAAGUAAUCCCCGAUAUGAAUGGCAGCGCUACUAUCGGUCUCCCGAGUCAUUGAAAGGUCUGCGCAAGCCGAUCCGACAAUACUACGAACGGACCAAUGAAAUGAUCUCCCAGUAUCUGUAUAUUGACCGAUUGCUGGACUCAUCACUGCCACAUAAUUUAAUCGAAGACUACGCCGACUGCCAUCACUUCGACGUGUACGCCGCCCAUCAUCAUCAUCAUCAUCAUCAUCACCACGAUGACCAAGAUGAUCAAGAUGACUAUACUCCUAGCGAGACUGCACCUGUAAACACCAAAGCGGGCCGGAUCAAGCGUACUCCGCACAAUCUGUACCGAAUCCCAGAUGAAACAGCACCUCUGCUCUCACCCGUGGCCGAGAACCACUGCCAUCACCAUGCCCUCCCGGACGUCGAGUCCCACGGAGGCCUGUCCCCGGAAACGGAGGAGCGCCUCGUCAAUUGGGCCAUCCGGAUCAACUUCGCAGCCAACGUGAUCCUCCUCGGAUCUAAGGUCGCCAUCAUCGUCAUGACAAGCUCCAUGUCGAUGCUGGCGGGUCUGGUGGACGGUGUUUUAGACUUCCUCAGCACAGUGAUCAUCUGGGUCACGACCACCUUGAUCCGCCGCCAGGACCGCAGCCGCUAUCCAAUCAGUCGGCGCCGACUCGAGCCACUGAGCGUCCUAGUCUUCUCCGUGAUCAUGGUCACGUCCUUCUUCCAGGUCGGGCUAUCGUCUUUUAACCAGCUGAUAGGGGACGAUCAUACCGUUGUUGAGCUGUCAGUGCCGUCGAUCGCACUGAUGGCCGGGACGGUCAUUCUCAAACUUCUGUGCUGGAUCUGGUGCCGCCUUAUUCCGAGCCCGAGUGUACAACUCCUCGCUCAAGAUGCGAUGACCGACGUCGUGUUCAACAUAUUUAGCAUAAUCUUCCCACUGGUUGGUGGAUUCGCACACUUGUGGUUCUUGGAUCCCCUUGGAGGCCUCUGUCUGUCCAUCUACAUCAUGUGGAACUGGGGCCAGACUGCAAGCGAGUACAUCUGGCGUCUAACCGGUGCAGCCGCUUCGCCCACCGACCAUAACAUCCUUCUUUACAUGACAAUGCGCUUCUCCAGAGUGAUUCAGAAGAUCCAGGACCUCAAGGCGUACUACGCCGGGGAUAAGCUCAAUGUUGAGGUCGAUCUGGUGGUGGACGAACAGACCAGUUUGCGUGACAGUCACGACGUCGGGGAGAGUCUGCAGUACAUCCUUGAGAGCGUGCCCACCGUCGACCGUGCUUUUGUCCAUCUAGACUAUGACCCGUGGAAUCUUCCGAGCCACAUGAAUCAGAUGGACCGCUAG